Messenger RNA from Python bivittatus (Burmese python), 2499 nucleotides. Lineage: Eukaryota; Metazoa; Chordata; Lepidosauria; Squamata; Pythonidae. The record is from RefSeq and is a predicted model, not a curated record.
AUGGUGGAAGUGGCCGACCUGAUCGGCCGAAGGCCCUUCUUGGCGAUGCGGCUGCGGACGAGGCUGGCCAAGCCCACCUGCAACCCCACCCAGGCCCGCUUCACCUUCGUUUUCCCGGUGGAGAGAAAGAAGGCCUGUUGGCUGCCACCGCUUGGCUUCCCUGGCACCAAUCUGGCGAGGCUGCCCGGACCAGGGUGCGAGGGCAGUGCCCUGCCCAUAGGAGCAGCAGCCUCUCCCCCACCCACCCUGCUGAUGUCCCUGGCCUUUCCCCCAGCGCCCUGCAGCUGGAACCUCACCGGACCCCAAGGAUCCCUGGCAUCUCCGCUGCCCAGCAGCAUUGCCUACGAGGAUGGCUCGCUUGACUGCACCUACACCCUCUCGGUGUACCCUGGCUAUGGCGUGGAGAUCCGGGUCCAGAACAUCAGCCUUGCCGAAGGCGAGACCAUCACUGUGGAGACGCUCGGAGGCAUUGAGCCGGUUCCCCUGGCCAACGAGUCCUUCCUGAUGCGUGGACAGGUGAUCCGUGGCCCCACCAACCAGGUGGUGGUCCGGUUCCAGAGCCCCUCUCCUGCCAACCCGGGAACCUUCCACUUCCGCUUUGAAGCCUAUUUGCUCAGCUGCGCCUUCCCCGCACGCCCUGCCUACGGGGACGUCUCCGUCACCAGCACCCAUCCGGGUGGCCAGGCCUGCUUCUCGUGCGUCGUCGGCUACCAGCUGGCGGGGAAGCCCUGUCUGGCUUGCCUCAACGCCACCCACCCCUUUUGGAGCAGCCAGGAGCCGGCCUGCAUCGCGGCGUGCGGCGGGGUGAUCCAGAACGCCACCACCGGGCGCAUCGUGUCGCCGGGGUUUCCGGCCAAUUACAGCAACAACCUGACCUGCCACUGGGUGCUGGAGGCCCCCCCCGGGCAGCGCCUCCACCUGCAUUUCGAGAAGGUCUCCUUGGCUGAAGAUGACGACAGGCUAAUAAUCCGGAAUGGGAACAACAUCGAGGCGCCCCCCGUGUACGACUCGUACGAAGUCGAAUAUCUGCCCAUCGAGGGGCUGGUCAGCACCACCCGUGGCUUCUUUGUUGAGCUUUCCACCGAUAGCGGCGGGGUGGCUGCCGGCGUGGCGCUGCGCUAUGAGGCCUUCAAGCCCGGCCACUGCUACGAGCCGUUUGUCAAGUAUGGGAACUUCACCACCAGCAACGGGAGCUACAAAGUGGGCACCACCGUGGAGUUUGCCUGUGAGCCCGGCUACACCCUGGAGCAGGGCUCUGUCAUCAUCGAGUGCGUGGACCCUGCCAACCCCCAGUGGAACGAGACAGAGCCAGCCUGCCGAGCGGUGUGCAGCGGGGAGAUCACGGAUGCAGCUGGCGUGGUUUUGUCUCCCAACUGGCCAGAGCCUUAUGGAAAAGGGCAAGACUGCAUCUGGGGGCUCCACGUGGAAGAGGACAAGCGCAUCAUGCUGGACAUACACGUGCUGCGCCUCGGCAGAGGGGACACGCUCACCUUCUACGACGGGGAGGUGCCCCGUAACGACACCUGCCCGGAGCUCCCUGAAAUCCCCAACGGCUGGAAGACCACCUCCCACCCGGAGCUGAUCCACGGGGCCGUGGUUACCUACCACUGCUAUCCCGGGUAUGAGCUGGUGGGCACAGAGCUGCUGAUGUGCCACUGGGACCUGAUGUGGAGCGGGGACCUGCCGUCCUGCCAGAGAGUGACCACUUGUCCAGACCCCGGGGACGUGGACCACAGCCGGCGGCUGGUCUCUGCCAACAAAUUCCCCGUCGGCUCCACCAUCCAGUUCCUCUGCGACAAAGGCUACGUCCUGGCGGGGAGUGGGGAGAUCGUCUGCCAUGACCGACAGGCUGGGGGGCCGAAGUGGAGCGACCGCCUCCCCAAAUGCAUCCACGAGGUCUACGAACCCUGCCGCAAUCCGGGCGGACCCGAGCAUGGCGCUCAGCACCCCGAAAAGCGGCUGUACCAGCCCGGGGCCACCCUGCGUUUCUCCUGUGCCGCCGGCUACCUGCUGCUGGGCGACACCGUCCUCCGCUGCCUGCCUGGGCACCCCUCGCACUGGAGCGGCCCUCCCCCGCUCUGCAAAGCCGCCUCCAGCGAUGAGUUUUAUGCCAACCCCAACCUGGACGCGGUGGCCCAGGUGGUGCCAGGCAGGGACCCGUCGCAAGGAUCCAGCGUGGCCUUCGCCGUCUUCCUGCCGGUGGCUGCUGUCGGGCUUCUCCUGGGCACCAUGUACCUGUGCGUCUCCAGUCAUCAGGGGAAGCCGGCGAUGGCAGCGCCCCUCUCAACGUCACAGCCCUACAGCCAUAUCACGGGCGACACAGCCUUCAACAAUCCCACCUACGAGACCGGAGUAAGUGGCCACCCCUUCCUUUCCCAGCUGCGCCAGAUGGUGGGGCAGGAGGGCCACCUCUCCUCCUCAGCCUGGUGGUGACAGAUUACAACCUCCAUCAGCCCCAGCUGCCAGGCUCAGCAGAGCUGGCUGGGAAGAUGCUCAGGG